Messenger RNA from Symbiodinium sp. CCMP2592, 1263 nucleotides. The record is from the annotation of a GenBank genome assembly. NCBI's taxonomy places the organism in Eukaryota, Dinophyceae, Suessiales, Symbiodiniaceae.
AUGAAGAAUCCUGUGAUGUCGUCCGAGAAGGGCCUGUACGUCUUCGAGAUAGGUUCCGGAACCGGCGGCACCUCUUCCUUCGUCCUGCCGGUGCUAAAUCCGCACAGCUCCAGGUAUGUUUUCAGCGACCUGUCCCAAGCAUUCCUGACCAACGCUCGGGCGCGAUUUUCAAGGUUCUCCUUCAUAGAGUACUCCAUCUUCAAUGGCGACAAGCAUCCUGGUGAUCAGGGCUUCAACAGCCACGAGAUCAGCGCGAUCUUGGCCACAAACGUGAUCCACGCCACGAUGCACUUAGCCUCUACCAUGGCAACGAUCCAUGUGCUGCUGCGGCCGGGUGGACACAUCGUUUUCAACGAGGUGCAGAAUCCAGGAACGCUCAUUGAGGAUCUCACCUACGGCCUGACAGAUGGUUGGUGGAUGUUGACCGACACUGAAAGGAGGGUGACAUAUCCGCUGCUUCGGGUAGCCGAGUGGCAGACCCUCUUCACCCAGUGCGGCUUCAAAAACGUCUGGACCACGCCCGACGAGGGCCACAUCUUCAGCCAGCAAGCCAUUCUGGUGGCGCAGUGCGGAACCUUAGUUAAGCCGACAUAUCUCAGCCCCGAACCCCUUGUUCGAGCAGAUCCGAAUGCGUCCUACUUGAUCACCGGGGCCGUGGGCGGAUUGGGCCUGAUUGCAGCGCUGAUCCUCAUGGAGUGGGGUGCCCGACAUCUCUUCUUCGUCUCACGCCGAGAUAAGGUGCCAGACGAAGCAAUGGUCUACUACGAGCAGAUUGAGAAGUCCAGCGCCCAUAUCCGUCGCGAGAAGUGCAACGUGGCCGACCCCACGCAGAUCGCGCGGCUCUUCGAGGAAACCCCGGAGUGGCCGGCCUGCGCCGGCGUCGUCCAUGCUGCCGGAGUGCUGUCAGAUGGCACCAUCACCAAGCAGACUCGUGCCAAGUACGAGGAGGUGUUUGGCCCGAAGCUCCACGGUUGCUACUACCUGCACUGCAGCAGGGGCUACAGCCUGCAAAAGCUGCAGGUGAACCUUGUGAUGUCAUCCAUGGCUGGCUUUGGUGGCAGUCCGGGCCAGAGCAACCACUCUUGCGGUAACACGGGCAUUGAGAGUGUCGUGGAUUUCGACCGGAAGAUGGGUAUUGCUGGGUCAUCCAUUGCUUGGGGGGCUGUUGCAGAAGUGGGCUACGCAGCCCGACAUUCGCUGGCGAACAACGAGGGGGCUGUCCGCUUCGAGCACGCUUGGGCUGUCCUCGAGGUCCGAAUGUAG